This is a messenger RNA of Linum trigynum, 1532 nucleotides long. Lineage: Eukaryota; Viridiplantae; Streptophyta; Magnoliopsida; Malpighiales; Linaceae. The record is from the annotation of a GenBank genome assembly.
GCGAGGAAGAAUUGAAAGGGCUGUGUCCUCGUGCAAAAUUCAGACGUAAAACAGAGGAAGCAAGGGUUCAAACAAGAUGGGAUUUGCAGAACAAGCAAUGGCGGAGGAGUUAGCACAAACCAUGGUCUUUACUCGUUGUUUAAUCAAGGAGAAGCUGUGCUUAUUACUUGUUGAUGGAGGCAGGGAGACCAAUCUAAUUUCCACCAGGAUCGUUAGCGAAUUGGGGCUGCCAUUACAGCUACAUCCAGCCCCAUAUUCUCUUCAAUUGCCAUACGAGAAGUAUUCAAGCAUCGUGGUUACCCAGGUGGCCGUGAAGUUUACAAUUGGAAAAUACGAAGAUCAUGUACUGUGUGAUGUUGUUUAUAAUCUUCCUAGUGAUAUUGUUUUGGGACAACCUUGGUUCCAUGAUCGACAGGUCCAGCGGGUUAGUAGAAGAUGCAAGCAAUUCCGAUUGAAGCUUUACAACAAGGUGUUUAUUUUGAAACCGUUGGCUGCAGGAGAGGCUUUGGAUGAUUUGAAGGUGCUGCGACGUCUUCAAGAAGUGUUUCAGGAGGCCUUGACUUCAAGGAAUUCGUUGCUGAGAAGGGAACUAGUCAAGACACAGGUCGGAGCUGGCUGCCUCUGCUCUUCGCCGGAAAAACAGAGUCUGCAUUCUGCAGACAAGUUCGAUGUUGUAAAGGAUGAAUCGAUCAAUGGGGCGAGCACAGGUGUAUUCCUCGACGGCGGAGGAAUUUCGAACAAUGAAUCAGGAGCUUCAGAGAUACCUGAAUCCGCUCAAGUCGAUCCGUUGACGCCGACGACGUGAGACUGUCUUGCGCUGACGGAACAGAGUCCGCAGAGGGCUCUCGUGGGUAGCAUCACCGACGAAGAGUCGAAACUCGCCGAUGAUAUCGACGUGAUUCCCAAGACCCCAGAAACGUCAGAAGUCCACCCAAUUGAGUCGAAUGUACCUGGAAUUGAAGAUUCAAUCCUCUUGAAAUCGGCUCUAUUCGUGAAGCAAAGCAGUGGCGAUGACCAUCUCGUGGCCGGAGCAGAUGACGACAAUUUGGAACUCGACGAGGGUGCCAACACAAUCUCUACGAUUACAGGGACGUCACCGGUACCUUCAACGGGAACGAACAUACCUGAAAUUGCCAAUUUGACUUUGUCAAAAUCUCCUCUGUUUGUGACGAAGAAGGUCGACCAAGACCCCUUAUUGCGCAAGGUUCCCCAACUCGAUUCGAGCCAACCCAGCACUUCAGAGACAUCAAGGGAGGUCCUAGGAACGUUUCUAAGCGACCAAUUCUUCUCGAAGAAGCUUGAAUCAGAAACGCCCAAAUUGAAAUCGGAAAUUCUAGGUUUCCAGAAUUUAAAAUCGGCCGACGGCGGGAAAGACGAAAUCGUAUUUUCGUCGACGAAGAGGGUGAAUCGAGCCGAGGAACCAGUUCAGAAUGACGAUUGGAGAUGUGGCGAAGCUGAUGGAAGCAGUGAAUUGAGCUGGGAAUGCCUGGAAUCGAAAGCCCCAAUUUGCUCAAUGAAGAAAAUUAACCUAA